CGCAGUUUAUUUAUCAAAAAUUUAGGAAUUCAAACGAAUAGGAAAAGAAAACGGGACAUGCCGAGGAAUUGACGGAAAUUCUUUUUCUUGUAUAGUUAUUGCGCACGAAACUAGAGAUUUUGCAAUAACACUGAAAAAAGCAAGAUUUUUUUUUCUUGCAGCAUUUGAUUGCAGAGAAAAAUUUAUUUUUGUCAGCUGAAUCAGCAACUGAUGUGUUAACGUUGAACUUCUAAAAUUAUCAAUUUCAGAAAAGUUGCGAAAUCAAAUAUUAUUAAUAUAUGUCGUUUUAUACGUAGUAUAUUCAUAAAUGUAGUGAAUAAAAUUAUUUCAGAUGCACAGAAAAUUGUGUUAAAAAGUUGUGAAAGCUGAAAGUUAUACGAAUUGAUGAAUUUGGAAAUAAGGAAAACACUACAGUGUUAUGUGUAGCAAGGUGCCAGUUAUAAGCCUAACAUGCAACUACUUCUUCUGAGCUUAUAGCUAUGGAAUAUAAUAAUGUUCUUAAAUUACAUGCUGCACGACAGAUAGAUGAUGGUUACAGAUUACGAUUUCAACGCAAGUUGCAUGUUACGCAGAAUUUGGUGAAUCGUUUAGGAUUAGAAGCAGAGCUAGAAGGACAUGGUGGAUGUGUCAAUUGCUUGGAAUGGAAUGAUAAGGGAGAUCUGCUGGCCAGUGGAUCUGAUGACCUCCAAAUUCUUUUAUGGGAUCCAUUCCUGCAUAAAAAGCUACACAGCAUACCAAGUGGUCAUCAUGGGAAUUUGUUUUCUGUAAAAUUUCUUCCACACUCAAGUGAUACUACCAUUGUUAGUGGUGCUGCAGAUUUCAGAAUCAGAGUUCAUGAUGUUAUUUCUAAAGAGACAACUAUGUCUUGCAGUUGUCAUGGUGGCAGAGUUAAACGUCUUGCUAUUGCUCCUAAUGCACCAUCUAUGUUUUGGAGUGCAGCUGAGGAUGGAAUUGUAAUGCAAUAUGACCUCAGGGUACCUCAUCAGUGUUCGAAUAUAUGCAACAAUGUUCUCAUUAAUUUAGUGUAUCAUCUGGGCAGAAAUGCUGAAGCUAAGUGCAUUGCAAUAAAUCCAUUGCGGCCUGAACUUUUAGCUGUUGGUGCUAAUGAUCCAUAUGUCAGAUUAUAUGACCGUAGAAUGAUAAAACCUACUAUGGCAAAAUAUCCUAGAGAACAGUCUUCCGGUACUCCAUGGGAAAAUUUAUCUUAUUUAAAUGAUCCUGUAGAACCAGGAGAUGAUAAUUUACCACCAGGCUGUGUUUCAUAUUUCGUAGCCGGGCACUUACCAUUAAAGCAAGAUGAUUUUAAAAAACGAUACCGAACAUUAACAUCUACGUAUGUCGCAUUUAGCCCUGAUGGAAAUGAAUUAUUAGCUAAUUUAGGUGGAGAGCAAAUAUAUUUGUUUAAUAUUCUUAAAAAACGAAAACAACUUUCAUUUGAUAUGAUGGAUUUUUCUAAACCCAGAGACUCUUCAUCUAGUUCGAGUGACUCCAUUUCAUCUAAAAAAAGUUCAACGAAUGGGAUUCAUUCCAAUGGAAUUAAUGUGUCCUGUAUGUAUCAUGAAGUUCCUUCUUAUGCAACUGCUCCUGUUCAUAAAUGGCCUUCACCAUCUGCUGCUGCAAAAUUCGAAAAAUUGAAAAAGAGAGCAAAUGAAGCUUUUGAUAAACAAGAAUAUACUCUAGCUAUUAGUUUAUAUAGUAAAGGGAUUAUUAUGUUCCCUGAUAUUGCUUGUCUUUAUGGUAAUCGAGCAGCGGCGUAUAUUAAGAGAGGAUGGGAUGGUGAUCAUUAUGCUGCAAUUCGAGAUUGUUACAUAGCCAUGAAAUUAGAUCCAGAUUAUCUGAAAGCACAUUUCCGUCUUGCUCAAUGUUUACAUAAGUUACGAUGGGUUAAAGAGGCGUUGGAAUGUUUAACAGCUAUCAGAUUGAAAUUUCCUGAAUAUGCAAAGACUAAAAGUUUUGAAUCAUUUGAGACUGAUGUCAAAGUUGCUUGUUUUGCUGACAUGGAUAUAGAACGAGUUGACACUGAAAGUGACGAUGAUUCCAGCAUAUCUGGUGCAUCGGCAGCCAGUAAUUCUGUGAACAAACGUCGUUCAAGUUCUGUUGCUAAAGCUUUACUUGCCAUCUCCGAUCAGGAGAAAGCUUGGAGAGCGUCUGCUUAUGACUAUGAAGCUAGAUUUUGUGGCCAUUGUAAUACUACUACUGAUAUUAAAGAAGCUAAUUUUUUUGGAAGUAGUGGACAGUUUAUUGUUGCUGGAUCAGAUGAUGGAUCUAUUUUUAUAUGGGAUAGAAUUACUACAAAUAUUGUUAGAGUUUUGCGUGGUGAUGAAUCUAUUGUGAACUGUCUACAGCCACAUCCCAAUACUUGUCUUCUAGCAACGAGCGGAAUUGAUCCAGUUGUGAGAUUGUGGGGACCCAGACCUGAAGAUGGUUCAAAGGAAGAUCGUGUAAUCUGUGAUUCAGAAGAUGCUGCAGUAGCUAAUCAACGAAGAAUGAAUGCUGAUCCUUUAGAAAUUAUGUUACUAAACAUGGGUUAUCGUAUACCUGGUGUGCUAGAACAUAUUUCUGAGGAAUUCGAGCCAAGGAAUGGCCCUGAUAGAAAUGUUGUUCAGUGUCGAACAAGUUAGAAUUUACUUCAUCAAUAUUGUAAAAUUUUUGUACAUAUAAACUGUGAAAACAUAAGUGAGGAGAUACUCUCUAGUACAAAAAAUUAUAUUAAGUGUGAUAUAAUGCCAAGGUAUUGAAAAGGCUUGUGUUAGAUAGUUGUUAUUUGAUUAAGCAUUCAUAUAUGAAGCAAAUUAUUUAUUUAAAAAGAAACCUUUAAGAAAAAGGCUGAUACAUAUUUUAUAUUUUCAAAUCAUGCUGAAAAUUUAUAGUUUGAUCCAUUUGUAAAUAUUAAUUUCCUUAAUUCCGGGGUUUUUAUUUGUAUAUAAGAAACUCAAAAAUCAUAUUAAUGUUGCAGUGAUAAACUUUCUUUUGACAGAUUUAGGAAAUUAAGAUAUUUGCUCUAAUAAUGUUUCAAUUUAAAAAGCUCAUUCAUUGAUACUCAUGUUGAUAUUUGUUCAUAUUUUUAUAAUUCUCAAUGUAUGUUUUAAACUCAAAGGACUCUUAAACUUUUAAUUGUAAGGAGAAGAAAUAAUUUUUUUGUAUACUUAUAGAAUUGUAGAAGCAUGCUUAAGUAUUUUUAAGCUUCAAGGUACAACAUUUCUUUUAAAUGCUUCUAUUUAUCUGUUGUUGAUUCAUUAUGCAUGAUAAUUGUUUGCAUUAAAAUAGCUUUGAAAGUAUUUUUGUAAUAAAACUGACACAUACCGAAAAUGAACUAUCACGGUGACACAUAACGAAAAUGAACUAUGGAGGAUUAAGGACCAAAGCAGAUUUUUUUUUUUUUUUGCUUAUAAAUUUGGAAUUGUUUUCUUUACAAAUAUGUAUAUGUAUACAACAAGAGCAAUUUAAGGCCGUUAUGUGUUGCAAUAAUAACUUAUAAAUUAUUUCUUCAAUUUUUAAUAGAACUUUUUGAGUUUUUUUUCGAUUAAAAGACAAUUUUGUGAAACAUUACUAGUACGGGAUUCAAAUUGGUUUAAUUUAUUAAUAAAUGUAUCAAAACUAGACAUCGGAACAUUUCUUAACAGUAUAUAACAAAUAUGUUAAAAUUAUUCUUUGAAUGCUUCUCCCCUACAUCUCUGGUUUCACAUGCUUUGUUGUAAUGCUAAAAUUUGAAACAUGUUGAUCAGUUGAAUGUCUUGAAAGUCGAAUUAAAAAAAAAAAUAUUUUUGCAAUUCAUUUGAAAUCAAUUUUUUUGCAUGAUUUCUAAAUAAUUAAACAUAUGUACAUAUGCAAUACAUUUUACUGUUAGAAGUAGAUAAUUCCUUCCCCUAUACCAUUGACAUUCAAACAACUUAUGGAACUUAUUGGUUACUAUUAAUUUCCAAAUGAAAAUUUUCUUUCUGUGUUGAUUAAUCAUUAAUUGCAUUUGAAAUGUGAGGCAAUUUUUUUCAGUUUGAGAAGUUUCUUUAUCAUAAUUAUGUCAAAUCAAGUGUGCAAUUUGAAAGCUUACUUUUAAAGGGAUAUUUUUAUUUUUAAGACUAUGCAGCUGAGUACUGUGGACAUCUCGAAAUCCAUCGCUCUUUUUAUUUUAUUUAUGUAAUACAAAACUGUUAUGUAUGAGUUAAUGAUACUUCUUAAUAUUGGAAAUUUUAAAUUGUUAUAUGAAUAUAGGGUAUUUUUAUGGUUUUGUUUUUCCUGUUAUGCUUCAUAUAUUUAUUGUUGAUAAAUUUUAAUUUUUGUUGUUUUUUGCUUUACUUUUUCUUAGUUUAUAUAGUACAGUUCUAAACGAUUUUUAUAUAUUUAUAAAGCAUUGAUAUUAAAUUUGUCUUAACUUCUAGAGCUGAUAUUUCUUAUUAAGUUUAUCCAACUGAUUCUUUUGCGGUAGAAGUACUUAAUAAAAAUAACUUUUUUAGAAAAAUGUUAGAGGACAUGUAUUCUAAAUCUCGUUUUCAUCACAUUAGGGGUAUAUUUCUUUUUGAAAUUAAAUACACACUUUCCUGAUGGUUAUUUUUAAAUGCCAGUGAGUUCUAGUUCUCUUUUACAAAAUUGGCUAAUUGCUUCAAUAAUAAAAAAAAAAUCACUGUGUUAUCAUCAUCAUCAUUAUUGAACCUUAUACAGAGACAGCAGAUAUAAAUUCAGUUUUGAAAUUAUUUUGCUAGACAGUUUUUUUUUUUUUUUAAUUUUAUGUGCAAUGUUUGACUUUUUUGUUGUAUGGGGAUUUGGUGUGAAAAAUUUAAUUUUCAAAUGUUUCUUUGUGAAUAAAAUAUUUGUUUUAUUGAAAAUUUAGAUAUUUCACUAUGUUACGAUUUUUUUUUCUUCAAAUUUAAUAAAUUUUUAUUCAAUGUCGGUUUGUCAGAUCAGAAAUGAGAAAUGCUGCAAAAAAUAGUUCACAUAAAAUGCAAUUAGAAUAUAAUUCUUAAUAAACAAGAACAGCUUUGCCAUUAAAUUGCCCAAUAUUUAAAAUUAUUAUUAUUAGAGUUGCAUUUUAGAAAAUUAUCGAUUUUUUUUUUUUUUUUUUUUUUUUUUUAGAUUUGUGAUUCCAAAUAAUAGAAAACGGAUUGUAUUUAAACAAUUGCUCCACUAUUGUAACAUGAAAGCGAAAUCAGAGCCUAAUAUUUUUAAUUGUGAUUUUACAUUGCAUUUUAGAAAAAAAUAUAGACUUAUACUUUUAUAAAUAAAUGACUCCUAAUAAUAUAAAAUUGAUAUUAUUUAAAGAGAUAGAGGUCAGGGUAACGUGAAAGUGAAAUUAGAACCCUUUUUUUUUAUCAUUGACAAUAUACAUUUAACUUGCAGUGUGUUAAAAUAAAACAAGUUAAAAAUAUAAACUAUCGUAAUGAAUAUGUACUAUAUAAUGGAUAUAUUCGAAGACAUGCAGUUAAGACUUCUGAAGCUGUAUUGUAGCGAAUGUUCUAAAUUGGGUUUUCGUUUCACUUGAAUCGAUUAAAGAAAUUCACUGGAAAUGCUGCUGUUAUUAAAGAAUAUAUCUUUUGCAAAUUUACUUACUUAUUUAUUAACUAAUUAUUAUUUCCAUUAGUAAUAUUAUUAAGUAAUAUUUCUGUUAGUAUUACUGGCAUUCUUUCAUUAGAUUAACUGAAAAAGAUAAUGAUGAAUCAGUUUUUUUAAGCUGACUUUCGGUUUCUUCUAUGAAUUUUUGUGUUAGAAAACUUCAAAAAAAAUUCUUGUUUAUUUAUCAGAUAAUCAAAAGGAUUGGAUAAAAGAGGCAUUUAAGAUCAAUGCUUUAUUCAAUAUAUUAUAAAUAAACCGUCAGUAUUAUGAAAUUUUUGGUGCAAACAUACUUCAAAAAUUUAUAUGUUCUAAGUUUCUCUCGAAUGUUUAUUAUAUUUCAAGAUUUAAAUUUUUGAUAAGAAGCUAUGCAAGAUAAGAAUUAGAGUUUAUAAACUGCUUUAUUUUUAAAAUGGAUUGCAUGUAAAUUGUAUGCAUUGUGCUUUACUAUACGAUUUUGCUUGUAUAUAUAUAAAAUAUUAAUGAAUUUCUAAAAAUAUAUUUUUUUGCAUAAUUAACUUUAUUUAUUGCUUUUAUUUGAGAAUGAAUUCCUUCUAUGGAAGUCGGGAAUAAAUAUAACAGUGUGUAGCAUUAAUAUGUUCUUGCAUGUAUUGUUAUGAGUAAUGAUAUUUUAUUGCUAAAUCGAAAUAGCAAGCUGAAAAAAUGCAUUUAUCACUGCAAGUGGUUAACAUUGAAUUAAAAAAAUAUUCAAAAUUUAAGAAGUACAUUUAUGAGCUAUAUUUUAUAGCUUUUCGUCUAUUUAAAAUUUAUGAAAAAUUGCACUGAGUCUGCUUUAAAAUGAUCCAUAAUUGUGUUUGUUUUUUAAUUGUUUAAGAUUCCUUUAUCUUUAUGUGACAUAAAUACUUAAUUGCUAUUGCGAAAUAUUUGUCAUUACAUGACGCUUUCUCAGCGUUUCACUCUUGUCACUAGUCACUGAUUUUAAAUUCAUAUCUAAUUCUGUAUUUAUUGAAAAAAAAUUUCUCUUUGUUUUUUUCCCUUAUAUAUUAUCAGUCGCUCAAGCCACAAUCGAUAAAUGUUUAGUUUUAUAUAUAUAUGUGUGAAUGAAUUUGCUACAUACAUAUAUAGCUUGUCAUUUAGUUGUUUUUUGUUUGAAUUGAAAUGAUGUAGAAUCUUGUUAUAAUUUUAUUAUUAUUUUUUAUUUUUUACUAAAGUUUGUAGAAAAAAUUCAUGAUUAUAUAAUAUUAUCCAACUAAAAGUUUAAAGCUGAAUAAUUAAAAGCUUAAUAUUGAAAAUAUAAUUAUAUAAACUAAUUACUCACAAAUUGUUUAUUAGAUUCUUAUAUAUAAUAUUAAUUCUUUUGAUCAGGUACCAUUUUUAUGUAUUUUAUAUUAUACUUAUUUAUUCUUAUUACUGUAUAAAAACAAUUUUUGUUAAAUUGUGAUAUUCGUAUUGUCAUGCCAUCAAAUCUUAAAUUCCUAAACAGAUUUCACAGUAUUUUAAGUUGCUGAAAGAAAAGCUUUUCAAACUUAUUUAAAUUAAUUUAAUGUACAUGAAGACUGUUAAUACAGUUUUUUUACUGUGAUCAUUAACUUAUUUAUUGUUGUGUAUUUUUUUAUGAUUUCGGCAUUAUUUAGUUUAAAAUGCUCAUGGCCUUAAAGGCAUAUGUUGUAUUUGAAAAUGAUUAAUGCUUUUAAUAUUGUGAUUUUGCAUGUGCAUUAUUUUGUGUUCAGUCAAAGAUUUUUAGUGAUGAUAAUGUUUUAGUACAGAUGUGGUAAGCAAGUAAAUAUUUGUGUGAUUUUUAUAUAAGUCCUAAUUCAUAUGUUUCAAUUUUUGAACAGUUAUGAAGCACACUUUAACGUCAUUAAAAAUGGUUUAUGGAAAAUUAUACCCUAAAAUAAAAAUAAUACUAUGCUAAGUAAUAUUUGUAAUGAACUGACUGAAUAAUCAUUUUUGAGUUGUAGUUUUAUGAAAAACGCUCAGAAAUAUUGGUUAGUAUUGAAGUCAGCUUCAUUUAAAAACAAAAAGAAAUGUAUCUAAAAAAUGCCCUCUACUUAAUUUUUCUGAAACGAGACAUUGAUGUUUAACAAUUUGUUUGGUAACGGCUUGUGUACAAAGUUCCAGGUCCUCAAUUUCAUGAAAGUUAAAUACACCUAUAAUAUUUACUUAGAUGGAAAAAUCGGCAUUUUUAGUCCAUGAACAUCAGCUAAUUUUGCAAUACUAUGGAAUGAAACAUAUAAUAAAUAGCAUCCAGAUUUCUGUAUUUUAAAGGAAUAUUGAAAUUCGUGUUUCUUCUGAUAAGCAGUAAAUUGUUUUUUAAGAAAAAAUACAUAUAAAGUAAACUUCAGCCGGCCGCGGUGUUUUCAACAUUCAUACUUCACACUUCAAAAUUAAUUUUCAAUGGAGAUAGUGUAUUAGAAAAACACUAUCAGGUCAGUUUAAACUAGAAAACAUGUAUAGUUGAACAAAUGUAAUUAAAAGUUAAAAAUAAAGCGAAUUUUAAUUGAAAAAUUUUUUUUUUACUGCUUAAUAAGUAGGUAUAUGAUUUUUUUCAGCUGCUGAGUUAGCUUGUAACAAUGACUGGCGCAAUUCUUGGUAAGGAGCCUAGUUUUUCAGUGUUUCAAUGCCUCUUAUAGAUUCCCCAUCUUUCUUAAUUUGGGUGAAUUUAAAUAAUUAUUGGUAAGGAGCCCAGUUUUUCAGUGUCUCUCAUAGAUUCCCCAUCUUUCUUAAUUUGGGUGAAUUUCCAUUGUAAAAUUUUGCUUUUACAAUUCUGUGCCUUUUUUUGGUAUGACAGUACGAUCAACGCUCUAUUGUAUGAAUGAAAUGCUGUACUGCAUACAAAUGAAAUUCUAAUUUUUGACGUCUUAUAUGCAAACAUUUAAGAUUGUGCAUAUGGUCAAAAUCAUGUUCUAUAAAAUCGUGCUUGGUAAAGGUUUAAUACAUAAUAAAAGCAUAUCUUUUCUUCUGUUAUAUAAUUUAAAAAAAAUCUUAUGUGUAUUGUUUAAAAAGUUUGUUGAAUGUUAUAUUGGAGUUUGCUGAAUUAAUUAAAUUAAGGUUAUAGAAAUUUUUCAUUGACUUUUUUUUUGUCAUUUUUUUUUUUUGUUGAACAAUAUUUGCCUCUAGUGCAAUUCAUUUUAUUGGCUAAUUAUAGUAUAUUUUUUGUGUAAUUAUUUAAGAGAAAUUUUAUUUUAAUGUUUGUAGGAAAUCUUUACCGUUGCAAUAUUCUCAAACGCCAACAAAAAUGACUAACAUUCCACAUGAAUUAUUUAGUAUUCUGGUAAAUAUUUCUAUAGAUAGAUGUCUUUUCAUGAUUAUGCAUAAACAAGCAGUAGAUCUAUAUAAAUGUGUUGAUAACCCUUGACGUUUGUUAAUUUUUGAAAAAAAAAAAUAUACUUCAUUUUCCUGAUCUUUAAAAUUUAGUUCUUAAAACAGCAUUUGGUCCAUCGAUAUAUUUGUAUAUUUAGGAUGUUAGUCAUUAGAAAAUAAGUUGAAAUAAAAAUCAUAUGAUAUAUUAGAAUGUUGAAAUUUCUGUGUUAUAUGUUAGCAUCAUAUUUACAUCAGAGAACUCUUAUUGUUUAUUUUUUUGUUGGUUUUAUCAAAUAUAUAUUCUAUUUCUGUUAAAAUUUAAUUUUAAGUUGUAUUGUUUUUGUUGAGGUCGCUUAUUAACCAUUAAUUUAAAUUCCAGCUUUUUGCUUCAUUCAUUUUCUUUUGAUUCCAUUGAAUGCAGAAUUUUAAGAUAGAAAUUAAUACAAGAUUUGUACACAUUUCUUCGAAGUGUUGCUUUACCAAUGAGAUUAUUACAAAUCAUAUUCAUUGCAACCGAUAUUUUUUGUACUUUAUUCUUAAGCUUUCAUUUUGCUUUCAGAAAGAAUUCUGCCUUUUCUUAUGUUCAUGAGAUGCAUCUUAUAGUUAGGCUAUACUGUAAGACAUAUGUUUUCUUAACCUGACGCUUACAUUAUUCUGAUAAUCUUUAUUCUUUUCUGAACAAUGAUAAGUAGUGACAUUAUAAAAGUGUUAAAAAGUUUUCUUUAUUUUGAUAACUUUUUUAGAUCAAAAUUUCUUCCUUGUUCAAAAAUUUCAAUUUAGAAAUUAAUUUUUUUUUGUUUCCCUUUAAUUUGUGUUAAUGAAAUUAAAAAACAGAAUAAUGUCUGUUGCAUUAUAUCUUUCUCAAUAGUUACAUUUUUGAUAAGCACAGCAUUUGUUUAUUUGAUGAACAUUUUAGUCAUCAUCAUUAGGCUUCCUUAAUGACCAGAAACUUUAAAUUUUAAUAUUAUGUUUAAAAUAAUUAUACAAUAUAUAAAUUUUAAAUCCCAAGAAUCUAAAGUAAAAGUUGAUUUAUUUAAUUUAUCUUCAUUGAAAAAUAGUGUUAUUUUUUUACAAAAUUAUCAUUGUUAUUAUUAUUCACUGGAAUGUGCAAUCAACUGAGGAUUUCUCUAUGUUCAUUAUUUUAUUUGCUAAAAAUAUUUGUUUUAUUAAAUAUUAUUCAAUGAUUCAUAGUCAAAUUCUCUUACUCUGCAAAAUAAUAUAAAUAACUUAUUUUUUUUUAAACUUCACAUUGUACUUUAUGAAAAAGUGCACAGAAUUAAUUUACUUUAAAAGACAAACAAAUUGUGUCAUGGCAUAAUGUCUUACUGAAAUUUAAAUGAAAUAUUGUUUAUAAAGUCAAAUGGAAAUAUGUUGUGGUGUAAUAAUUAUUAAGGGGCCUUGUUAGAUAGUUUGUCGGCUGUGUUUUUAUGGAUAAUUUCUAUACCUUAGAUAUGAAAUAUUUCAACUUGCAAUAUGCUUUAGUUAAAAAAAUCAAUGUACAGCCAAUAAUAUAUUCUGUAAAUGGUUUGUUUGAUACUGAUUUUUAACAUUAUCUGAAUUAUGUUUUGAUGUAUCAUAAGUUUUGGUUUACUUACAGAUUUUAUGAAAAUAAAAUGGAGCUAUGCAGUUUUGUUA
Molecule: messenger RNA, 10440 nt
Organism: Argiope bruennichi
Lineage: Eukaryota; Metazoa; Arthropoda; Arachnida; Araneae; Araneidae
Product: WD and tetratricopeptide repeats protein 1-like
Exons: 16
Coding region: 480-2621 (713 amino acids)
Biological process (GO): negative regulation of fatty acid biosynthetic process
Cellular component (GO): cytoplasm; Cul4-RING E3 ubiquitin ligase complex
Molecular function (GO): protein binding
Source: RefSeq, a predicted model, not a curated record